AUGCCUCCAGUCCCUGCUCUGAAGCAGGCCUUGCUGGAGGAAACAGUAGAGGAGGUCAAAGUCUACACUGUCGGACCAAAUGCCACUGUAAGGAACAUCCUUCGGCUCAGUAAUACUGCCGCUCUCAUGGAUAUCGACAUCAUCAGUAUUGCAAAGUACAACAAGGGACAUGCAUCUGUGGCCUUCAUGACGUACAACAGCAUGUCAGAAAUACUGAAGCCCACCUUCUUCCACUCAAAGAAAGACACAGUCAACACUAUGAUGUCCACAGUAGUCUCAGCCUUCCUGCCCGAAACCAACAACAAAACGCUUUCCAAUCCAGUUAACUUCACCCUGAAACACAUCAGAUGGAGUCAUCGCUUGGAGCUGCUGAACACCAUUGGUUUUGCAGUAGGGCUGACAUUGCUGUCCUUGGCUGUUUUCACCUUCAUCCUGUUUCGUAAGAACUCGAGAGUGAGCAGCGUACUUCGACUAAACCUCUGCAUCUGUCUGCUGCUAGCACAACUCCUCUUCCUACUUACUCAACGUUUUCUGGCUCACAGCAAUUACAAGGUGUUAGCAUGUGCUGUGUUUGCUGGAAUAUUGCACUUCCUUUUUCUCUCUGCAUUUGUGUGGAUGUUCCUUGAGGCCAUAACACUCUUCAUCUCGGUGAUGAACCUAUCAAAGAUCAAAUCCAGGCGGAGGGAGGUGCUUCACUGGAAAUACCAACUUGUGAUUGGUUAUGUGGUCCCCACUCUUGUGGUUGGUGUAUCUGUGCCUGUUCGGCAUGACGGUUAUGACAGUGAGACGUGCUGGAUUAAGUUGGGGACGAAUUUUCUCUGGAGUUUUUUGGGUCCUGUUUGCUUCAUUCUUGCAAUGAAUUUGAUCCUCUUCAUCACCAUCAUCAUCACUCUUCAGUGUACACUGAUGCACCUGAGCGGUGAUGUCUCACAGAUCAAAACCAGCAGGACUAUGGUGUUCAAAGCGCUGGCCCAGUUUUUUAUACUGGGUUGCCCCUGGAUACUGGGGUUCCUCACAAAUGUAAGUAUGGGGCUGGAGAUCAUCUUCCUUCUCCUCACUUCCCAGCAAGGCACCUUCAUCUUCCUGGUCCACUGUGUCCUCAAUGAAGAGGUCAGAAAGCAGUACAAAAAGUUGUGGUACACCCUCUGCCCUCACCAUGACAUCGAUGCAUUGUCAAAUGAGCAGAUGACAGAGACAUUAUUUAGAUCACUUGAUCCUGAAUUUGCUGUCUUUGCGGUGUCCACGGUUGGCAUUCCUUCCAUAGCUGAGGAGGCCUAA
This is a messenger RNA of Chanos chanos (milkfish), 1278 nucleotides long. Its product is annotated as adhesion G protein-coupled receptor E3-like. The transcript is spliced from 10 exons. Lineage: Eukaryota; Metazoa; Chordata; Actinopteri; Gonorynchiformes; Chanidae. Bases 1 to 1278 code for a protein of 425 amino acids. Gene Ontology annotation, molecular function: G protein-coupled receptor activity. Gene Ontology annotation, cellular component: plasma membrane. Gene Ontology annotation, biological process: adenylate cyclase-activating G protein-coupled receptor signaling pathway; cell surface receptor signaling pathway. The record is from RefSeq and is a predicted model, not a curated record.